This is a messenger RNA of Babesia bigemina, 6012 nucleotides long. RefSeq lists its product as hypothetical. Bases 1 to 6012 code for a protein of 2003 amino acids. NCBI's taxonomy places the organism in Eukaryota, Apicomplexa, Aconoidasida, Piroplasmida, Babesiidae. The record is from RefSeq and is a predicted model, not a curated record. The transcript has a single exon.
AUGCUCAUUAGCCUUGGUCACCUUGCUGUUCAGCUUGGCGGAUUUGUUGGUCAAAGUGAGAGUGUUAGAAAAGCCGUUGUGAAGGCUAUUAUCGCUGUAAUUAACAGUACUGAAGAGCUUAAAAAUGUUUACUCUUCUCAUGUUACUAACCUUUCUGUGUCUGUCAACUCUGCUGGCCAGGCUGUUGACACCGGUGAAAUUGGUCAACUAAAGCAGAAAGUUGAAAAUGAAAUUAAGAAUUUUACAGAUCAAUAUAAUAGCCUUAAUGAACCUAAUAACCUUCCUAAUAACUCUCCUCCUUCCCCCUCGCCCUCUGCUGAGUCAGACAAAUUGCAGUCCAAGUUGGAGGCUUUGAAGAAAGUGAAGGAGCUUUGUGGAUUUUUGACUAAUUCUAAAAAUGCGUCAAAUGACCCUAAAAACCUCUUAGAUAAUUUAUGUGACGGCCUUCAGACUUUCCUCGGCUUCAACUCUGCUACGAAAGGCUACACUGGCGAGGGGAUUGUGUACUCUGACUUGGACAGGCUGUGUGACGGGGUGAUGGGAUUUUUGAGUGGUGUUCUUGAGGCGGUGAAAGAUGAAAAUGAAGUGACAACUUAUGAUAAAUACAUACAGCCAGAGAGUAAAAGGCUUCAAAAUGUACUAGACACCUUAAAUAAAAAUAUUGGCUCCGGGCGUACUGGGCUUGUGGAUUCUGUCGGCGCGGUGAAGAGGUGGCUGGAGGGGUAUGAGAGUAAAUUAGGUGAGAAAACAGAAAAUAUCAAAAAUGAAUUAACAACCUUAAUUAAUGACCUAGAAAGAAAGCAUAAAAUGUCAAUUAAUCCUAACGAUAAACUUGAAAUUCAGUUGCAUACAUGGAAAACUGUUCUUCACAAAAUUGAUGAACAUGUUACAAACGCAGAAACCACGCAUAUCAGCUGGUUAGAUAGAAACUUAGAAAACGAAAUGAUGAGUGAGAUCAAGCCAAUCAAAAUGGCUGUAAGAAUGUUGCAUGAAUCAUCUACAAAUGAGAUGCUGACGAGGCAGGUGAAAAAUGUGGACAAGGCGUUGGAGGAGGAGGAAAAAACGAUAACGCAGCUGAUUAAUAUUGAAACUGGAAAAGUGAGGGACGAAUUACAAACGCAAUUCGAAAACAUUCGUGGGAGUGUUGCGUCCUUGGAAAAUAGAAAAAUGGUGCACUUCGAAUUUGUAAAAAGUCGUACAUUAAAAGCGAUGGAAGAAGUGGAGGCGUUAGCGAAGCGGGUGGAUGACUAUUACAAAAACUUUAUUAAAGCGAAAUUCACUUAUAUAGACAACGAAAUGGAGACUCUGAAGACCACAUCGCCUGGGCAAUUUCUAAGAAAGGAAUCUGAUUUACGCACGCAAAUGAAGACCUUCCAACUUGCUGCCGAGGGGAUGAGAGAGGAAUUGGAGAAGGAGUUGAGGAGGAUUAAGAGGGUGGUUGUAGACGGGAUGCGCGGAUCCGGGCAUGAUGGACUUGUGCAGCAAGUCAGGAAUGUUGUGAGUAAUUUGCGGACAGAUAUAGAAACCGAUUUGAGACAAUUGCGUGUUAAUAUUGAUGGUGCGGUGAAGACAUAUGUUAGGAAGCAUGUUGAUGAAAUCCGUAAAAAGGUUGAAGAAAUUAAAGGAAAGAUUGGUGACACAAAGACAAGAAAUAGCGUAAAUUAUGAAAGUGCGUAUUAUAAUUGGGUUCUGCUUAAAUCAGACAUCACAGAAUUUGUGGAAGGGAUCAAAGGCAUUGGAAACGAUUAUAAAGGACUUAAGGGGAUUCAGCAUAAGUUGAAAGCGUACGCGUCGGCGUUUGAGACAAGAUUUGACGAAAUAGUGGAGGGAUGGAUUGCCAGGAUUUUAGGGUAUGAGAUCGUGAAGAAAAAAGUUGAGAAAUGGGUAGAGGAGAACAAAGAUAGUGAUAAGGGGAAUGGUCUCACGGCGCAAUACAUGAAUAAUAUGGUAGUGAAAUAUGCCGAUCUUAACAAGAAAAUUGCAAAUGCUUUUAAAGGUGAGCUCAUUAGCGAACUCAGCGUUGCAAAACAACUUUUUAAAGUUAACGACGAGAGAGGAAGCAUUGAACAAAGCAUUGACGCUGUACGACAAGGUUGCGAGAAAUUUGCUGACGCUCUCAAUACGAAAAUCAGGGAAGACAAACUAACAAGCGCUGGUAAAUUGUCGUUCGUCGAGGGUAUAGUACGUCAAAUUAAUACUAACCUAAAGAACGGUGUUUUCACCAGUACCCCGACUGACAAUAGAUAUAAUCUCAACCUUGCAGUGCAAUACGCUUUGGCGGCUCUAACCUCUACCGCCAGGCAAACUGCCAAUGCGCUUGAAUCGCUUACGUCUACCAAAGACAAGACCAUACGUACGAUUACGAAGUUUAAUCUCAACUUCACUUUGGAGGAAGCUAUUAAAGAUGCACAGAAAAUUAAGGAUGUACUUGGAAAUGAUAGGGGAGACGGCGUUCAGAUAGGCGAUAAGCUUACCAAAGCAUUAGAGGAAUCAAAAAUGGAAAUUGACAAGCUCCAUAACAAUCUGAGCACUGCGCUUACAUCCUUCUCCGCCAUUUCGUCCGCCAAACUUGUUGCUCUUGACGACAGCGUUGAGAGGAGGGUGGAAAGCAUACUGACCGAAUACAUUGGCUCUGAUGAUGAUAUCAAAUUUGAUACUAUCAUGACAAAUUACAAACAUAACACGACGGAGAACAGCAGCCUUCAGAGAGACAUCACUGCCAUACAGACUGAAAUAGGUAAAACGUUUAUUUCAGGCACUGAUAUGCUUGACACUCAAAAACUUGGGGACUACGGUACAGACCAAACAUUGCGUGAUGAAUCCAUUGCUCAUCUGCAGCAGACAAUUUCCCACUUAGAAAAUCUCCCCCAACAUGUUGCCGAAGCAAAGGUGGAAGCAGUUGAAAAAAUGGAAGAGUUGAGGAAAGAAAUUCGAAUCAUUAAGAACAUGAUACGAAAUUCUGUUGAGGAAGCCAUCAAUACUGCCUCCACGCAGUUGGAUGAUGCAAUGCAGGCACUCCGUGUUACCGUCAAAGAUGCCCAUGAAGGCUGUCAAACUGCACUUCAAUCUCUCCAAACCAAAAUGUUGGAACACGCAAGAGCAUCCUUCCUAACAGUUACCAACCAAGUGCAGACUCUAUUCGCGGAUACCCAUUUCGCAGAUUUGUUAGCUCUCAAAACUCUCGUUGUAGAGCAAAUUGCAGCAAUCGAAAACAUCAUAAAGCGCGGCCUAAAAACCGGUUUAAAAGGUUUCUUAAAAGUCAUGUACGGCAAGGAUGAAACGGGUGGUCAACUCGGUGCCCUAGUUAAAGAGCUGAACGCUAAUCAAAAUGUUGAGUUAUCAUCACUAAAAUUAAGGGAUUAUCUGGACUAUAUAUUACAAUUCAUAUAUUUCCAAAUUUUAAAUCAGAGAGAUCCCCCCAAGCCCACCGUCGGUGGAGACCAUGCUGAAGACGUUAAGAAAGUCCAAGAAAAUUUAGAUGAAAUACUUGUGCAUCUUGCCAGAGAUAAGAAGCUUAAAAUAUAUAAUUACGAUAAUAAAUUCGUCUCUUUACUCUCCCACCUCUCCACCUCCCUCCACUCCCUAUCCCCCUCCGCCUUCGCCAACCCCCGGCACCCGGAGCUGCUCGAUGCGGUCAAAAAGGGGCUGCAGGGGUUUGUCGAGCAGAUGGAGCGGGUGUAUGUGAACGGGUAUGAUGAUGGAAAACCUAUUAAUUGGGAUACAUUUAAGCUUGUUAGACCAAAAAUUGACGCCAAAAAAUCUGAUGGAGAUUCUGGCUCAAACGAGGAGUUGACGGAUGACGGUAGGAGGUUGUCCAAGAUCUUCCUCACGCUUUUUAAUAUCAUUCACGAAGACAUUUCGAUGUUAAAAUAUGAAUGUGAAGAUGAGUGGAGCAACAAAAAACUUUGUGAAACUGAGGGAGGCGAGGAUAACCCGCUUGGUUCAUACCUUCGGCGUUGCGGUUAUGCAGUAGCGAAAACGGAGAACUCUAAGGACGGUGAAUCGCAAUGUAUAACUAGCAUGACCGGCAAAAAGGUUCUUGGCAAGCUCAACGAAGAAAUAAAGACUCUCAACGUUGUUGAUCAUUUUAAGACGUGCGAGUCGAAUGAAGCAGAUAAGACAACGAAGCAGAAAAAAGCUGAUAAAUUUGACAUUUUCGAUAUGCUUAAAUGCUUCCUCAAUCACAUUGACAAGUACUAUGACGUCUGUCAUAUGGCCACAUUAAAUUCAACCAGAAAGCCGUGUAGCGUGUUCGAAAUGUUAGUUUGGCUUUCGGGUCUAACACACAAUCCAGCUAAACAAGACUUGUUUAUCAACGGACUUCGUCCGCCAUUCGAAAAUGAAGUUGAUGAGGCAGCAGUGAGUGAGGAAAGCUUCUUGUCAUUAGAAGCUGACAAACCGUUGUCCUUAGAGGCGUACCCAAGGUACAUACCAUAUGAUAAAAUAUGUGACGCCGUAACAUACGCUUGUGCAAACGCCUAUGAUGUACUGACCACGGUUGCAGGUACAGGCGACGCCGAUACAAUCUACGGCAGUGAUUUCUGCAAUAACUCCAUGAAAUUCCACUACCCGGCGUCAGGUGAAGAUUGCCUCGACAUGCUCCUGGACAUCUUGCGUAGAGUUCUACCGACGUUGAUGUUUUUGAAGAACCAAUGCAAACUCAAAGCUGAACAUCACGGUUGGUACGACUGCGAGUACGGUAUGUACACCGCUCCAGCCAAAUGGCCGUGCAAGGAGCACUCAAGUGACAAAGCAACGAGCCAACCAAUUAAGCAACCAAAGUGCCAACCAACGUGCGAGGCAAACAGCAAAGUAAACUGCCAACCAACUUCCCCUUUAAUGUCCUAUUUGAAUGAUUGUCUUCCUGGUCAUUUACCGCACCAACUCAGCAAAAUCGGUUGCAAAUAUGAGUGCGCUACCUGUCCAUCCACCUCUAGAAAAGGAAUGCCAUGUCUAACUCCACUUGGCUUUAGAUGUUUUUCGGGUAGUACAAAAACGGGCAAACAGCUGUGUGAAGUGCUAAGCAAAUUCGUCGGUAUAAGGUACCUCACAGGGCUAUUCUGCCUCGUUCCCACACCUCCGUCCACGCUGGCUGAGCACUUUGGAUUCUCGUUGUCGCUCGUAAACGGUCUUAAUGCGAAAACGGAACUGAAGAAUGAUAACAUAGAAGCACUUAAGAAUGCAUUCGGUGCAUCUAUCACGAAGCAGUCCGUUAAGCUUUACACCGACCAGUCGACACUAACUGCAACACUCACCAACGCAUAUGGUUCGCCGUCUCCUAAGCAUGGUAAAUGUACAGCUGCCCAUCUUAGGAAUCUUGUCACGUCUGAUAGCUGCAAAGACAAGGACAACCUGGAACUUGAGUGCGGCUCCUAUAUUUCCACACUAUGCCGCCAUUCUCAUCGUUACCUUGCUGAGAAGCAUGCUAGCCUCUACCUGUCAUGGGCUGUCUACCUCCCAUGGAGCUUUUGGGCGAAUCUUAAAAAUUUGUAUGACGCGUUUUGCAACAUUUACUGUCAAGACUGGGGCUGCCGUGGCUGUUUAAGAGGCGACAAGUGCAAACGCGGAGAUCAUGGAUCAAUAAGUGACGCCUCCAAAAAACCUAAUUGUCAAUGCCACUCUAUUGUUGAUUGCAAAGGCGUCGCUCCGACGUUGUACAGUUAUGGGUUCUCCUUCGGUGAUCCAUCCAAAUUACAAAACAAAAAUUAUCCAAACACAUGUGCCGACUUCUGCAAGCAGUUGAAGAAUGUACUAAUGUCCGACUACUUCACGAAAUUAUUUAAGGAAUGUGACAAAUUCCUCUUCAUCAUCCGAGCACCCUUCAUCUGGCUCAACGUCGCCCUCUGGUCACUAUCCCUCUUCUACCUCCUCCACGUCAUGGUCAUCCGCCUAGACCUCCUCCACUUCAAAUCGCAUUUGCAUAGUCCCUCGAGUCAUAGGAUAGCUGCUCAAUCACUGCUUGCCGCUGCACGUGUUAACAAACUGGGGAGGGUGUUUUAUCUGCAACCAUAA